Prosopis cineraria is the source of this 2850-nucleotide messenger RNA. Its product is annotated as receptor-like protein kinase FERONIA. Bases 11 to 2659 code for a protein of 882 amino acids. Gene Ontology annotation, molecular function: protein kinase activity; ATP binding. The record is from RefSeq and is a predicted model, not a curated record. Gene Ontology annotation, biological process: protein phosphorylation. Lineage: Eukaryota; Viridiplantae; Streptophyta; Magnoliopsida; Fabales; Fabaceae. The transcript has a single exon.
CCAGCUCAAGAUGGAUAUCACAACCACUAGUUUUCUGGCCAUAAUCUUGGUCCUUCAUGGCAGAUUCACUGUCGACGGUGGUGGCUCCAACACAUACAAAGCCAUUGAUAACAUCUUAGUUAACUGUGGCUCCUCCGCCUCCGUUCAACUCGCUAACCGGACAUGGAGCCCUGAUAUCAACUCUCAACAGCUUAAAAUCUUUGAAAAUCCUCCAUUUUCAUCAGUUCAGGCUAAUACAUCUUCACUCGACAACCGUCCAUCGCUCAUGAAGGAUCUUUACAUCACUGCACGCCUUUCUCGCUCUGAAUUUACAUACUCGUUUCUAAUGCUCACUGAUGGCCCCAAGUUUCUUCGUCUUUAUUUUUACGCAUCUUCAUACUCCGACUUUGAUCGCUAUUCUUCCUUCUUCUCAGUUAAAUCAGGCCCCUUUACCCUUCUUAAAGACUUUUCACCCACCGCCGACGAUGACGACGACGAAUCCGAUAUCAUAACCCGGGAAUACUGUAUCAACGUCCCACCUGGAAAUUUGAUGCUGAAUGUUACCUUCGUACCCAACACCACCGUCACGAGUCCCGACGCCUACGCUUUCAUUAACGGUAUCGAGGUUGUUUCUAUGCCCACUUAUCUUUAUUACACUAAACCGAGUGAUCACCCAGGUUUGCCUUUUGUUGGUCGCAAUACCUCUUACCACAUCGAAAGAACCAUGGCACUGGAGACGAUGUACAGAAUUAAUGUUGCUGGGAAUCAAAUCCCUCCUGAUCAAGACACUGGAAUGUUCCGUAAUUGGCUCGUAGAAAAGCAAUACUUGACACAAGCUCGUCCAGAUAAGGAGAGUCAUGCAGCUUAUUUCGGCGAUCCUCAAAAUCUGAGAUACACAAAGAUUUCCAACUACACUGCACCAGAUAGAGUGUAUCUGACUGGCCGUAGCUAUGGUGUGAACGAGGGAUCGGUAACGUAUAACCUGACUUGGGAGUUUGAAGUCGACUCACAGUUCUAUUACAUGGUGAGGCUCCAUUUUUGUGAGAUCGACUUCAAAUUUCAAAAAUCUGGGGACCGAGUUUUCCAGAUCUUCAUUGCUGACCACUUGGCUGAGCCUCGCGCUGAUGUGGUGGCGUGGGCUGAAGAUAUUCUAACUCCUUACUAUAAGGAUUACGCAGUUGGGAUGGGCAGCAAAGAUCAAGAGCUGAAGAAACUUAAUCUUUCCAUUAAGUUGCAGCCAUAUGAUGAUGGGCAAAUAAGCGGCUACAUGGAUGUGAUAUUGAAUGGAAUUGAGAUUUUCAAAAUAAGUGAUGCCAAUUCCAAUCUUGGAGGUCCCAAUCCUGACCGACGGCUCAAGCCAUCUCCAUGGACCCAAUCUCAAAAACCGAAAAGCUCAAAGAAAACAAUCAUGAUUUCCAUCAUUGUUGGUGUAGCUUCAUGCUUCCUUGUGCUAUCCCUUGUCGUUUUUCUCAUCUCCCGACGACAGAGCACCAGAUUGAAGAAAUCCAAAAGCAAGAGUACCCAUGGUUCAUCAUCACUACCGUCUGGUCUAUGUCGAUGCUUCUCAAUCGCUGAGAUCAAAGCAGCCACAAAUAAUUUCGACGAUAUCUUCAUCAUAGGUGUUGGAGGGUUUGGUAAUGUGUACAAAGGCUACAUCGACAAUGAUACACUUCCGGUUGCAAUCAAACGGCUCAAACCGGGUUCGCAACAAGGCGCACAUGAAUUCCAGACCGAGAUUGAGAUGCUCUCUCAACUUCGUCAUGUUCAUUUGGUGUCCCUCAUCGGAUACUGCAAUGAAGGUGACGAGAUGAUCCUCGUGUACGAAUUCAUGGCUCGUGGGACUGUUUGUGAACAUCUUUAUGGUUCCGAUUGCGAUGAACCACUCUCAUGGAAGCGAAGGUUGAAAAUGUGCUUAGACGCGGCGCGUGGGCUGCACUACCUUCACACAGGCGCGAGUCACAAUAUCAUCCACCGGGACGUGAAGACCACGAACAUCCUAAUAGAUGAGAAAUGGGUGGCAAAGGUUUCUGAUUUCGGACUGUCCAAAGUGGGGCCCAUGGGGAUGUCGAGGUCUCACAUAAGUACCGUGGUGAAAGGGAGUGUGGGGUAUUUGGACCCAGAAUACUACAAGCGUCAACGGUUGACUCCAAAGUCUGACGUGUACUCAUUUGGCGUGGUACUGCUUGAAGUAUUGUGUGGAAGGCCGCCUUUGGUACGUAACGUGGAGAAGAACAAGGUUAGUCUGGUGGAUUGGGUCAAAAGAUGCCAUCAUGAAGGAACAAUUCAUCAAAUUGUUGAUUCGGUGGUUAUAGGAAGCAUAACGCCAGAGUGCUUGAAAGCAUUUAGUGACUUGGCGUUAAGAUGUUUGGUUGAUGACGGGAAUGAAAGGCCGUCCAUGAAUGAUGUGGUGGGGAGCCUGGAGUUUGCAAUGGAGCUUCAAGAGAGCACAGAAGGAAGAGAGAGAAUUUGUGAUCAGAGUGGCACCCAGAAUGAGAAGGAAGAUGUGCUGAUUAAGAGAGAGCUGGUUAAAGAUGAUGAGGAAAGUGAAGUGAGAUUCACGAGUAGUGAUGGAACAUUAAGUGAAUCAAAGAGUAGUGGGAUGACCAAUUCUAGUAGCGACAAGGAGGCUCUGAAUUCUAGGAUGAUUUUCUCUGAGCUCAAUAAUCUCACCGCGAGAUGAAUGAAAUCAUCCUCCUUGUCACUCUCUUUUCCAUUCUCAUGGGGUGUAGGAAGUUAUAAAAUUUAUAUGUUACCAAUAUCUAGUCAGGAACUAUUUAGCUUAUGAUCAUAAGGUUUCGUAGAAUUAAAAUCCUAUUAUUGAUAUAAAAAAUUUUUUGAUAGAUGAUAUAUAAAUACUUAUUUAAGUGUUUA